Carassius auratus (goldfish) is the source of this 4702-nucleotide messenger RNA. Its product is annotated as netrin receptor DCC. Gene Ontology annotation, cellular component: membrane. The coding region runs from base 68 to 3340 and encodes 1090 amino acids. The record is from RefSeq and is a predicted model, not a curated record. Gene Ontology annotation, molecular function: protein binding. Lineage: Eukaryota; Metazoa; Chordata; Actinopteri; Cypriniformes; Cyprinidae. The transcript has 24 exons. Gene Ontology annotation, biological process: cell-cell adhesion.
CUCAGUGCCUCCUCAGUUCCUCAGCUUCCCGUCCAACACGUAUGCGUAUGAAAGCACGGACAUCGAGAUGGAGUGUGCCGUGACGGGAAACCCGCAGCCCACCGUCCGCUGGGUGAAAAACGGAGAGGCCGUCAUUCCCAGCGACUACUUCCAGAUCGUGGAGGGCGGUCAUCUCCAGAUUCUGGGUCUGGUUCGCUCAGAUGAGGGUUUCUAUCAGUGCAUCGCUGAGAACGAGGCGGGAAACAGUCAGGCGAUGGCUCAACUCAUCCUGCUGCAGCCCGUGUCCCCGAGCUCAGGCGCCCUCCCCUCCGCCCCCCGUGAUGUGGCCCCCGUCCUCGUGUCCAGCCGUUUCGUGCGCCUCGGCUGGCGCCCCCCAGAGGAGCCGCGAGGGACCGUCCUGACCUACGCCGUCUUCUUCUCUGAGGAGGGAAUCAACAGGGAGCGCAGCCUGAACGUGACGGAGGCCGAGGGUCUGCAGCUGACGGUCAGUAAUCUCCGGCCGGAGGUCUCGUACUCCUUCAGAGUGCUGGCGUAUAAUGAGCAGGGGCCUGGAGAGAGUUCAGAGGUCAUCCGACUGUCCACUCAACCAGAGCUUCUGGUUCCUGGUCCAGUGGAGAACCUGCGGGCAGAAGCUGCGUCUGCUUCGUCCAUCCAGGCGUCCUGGGAUCCUCCUUCCCACACCAGCGGUCCGGUGCAGAGCUACAGACUGCUGUGGACCGAGACCUCCACCGGCAAAGAGCAGAACGUGGAGGUGGUGGGUCAGAGCUACAGGAUGGAGGGCCUGAAGAAGUUCACCGAGUAUUCGUUACGAGUGCUGGCGGUCAAUCGACACGGACCGGGCCUCUCUGAUAAACACAUGCUCAUCACCACGCUCUCAGACGUGCCCAGCGCUCCACCGCAGAACAUCUCACUGGAGGUCGUCUACUCACGGAGCAUUAAGGUGAGCUGGCAGCCGCCGCCUGCAAACACGCAGAACGGAUUCAUCACCGGAUACAAGAUCCGCCAUCGCAAAAUGGGCCGGCGGGGGGAACAGGAAGCCAUCGAACCCAACAACCUCUGGUACCUGUUCACCGGAUUGGAGAAAGGCAGCCAGUACAGCUUCCAGGUGGCAGCGAUGACGGUCAAUGGCACGGGGCCCAGCAGCGAGUGGCACACGGCCGAGACGCCGGAGAACGACCUGGACGAAACUCAAGUUCCCAACCAGCCGAGCUCUCUGCACGUGCGUCCGCUGCCCAACAGCAUCAUCAUGAGCUGGACGCCGCCGCUCAACCCCAACAUCCUGGUGCGCGGCUACAUCAUCGGCUACGGAGUGGGCAGCCCAUACGCCGAGACCGUGCGAGUGGACAGCAAGCAGCGCUACUACUCCAUCGAGAACUUAGAGCCCAGCUCUCAUUACGUCAUCUCUCUGAAGGCCUUCAAUAACGCGGGUGAAGGAGUUCCUCUGUACGAGAGCGCGGUCACCAGAUCCAUGUCAGACCCCUCAGACCCGUCCGAUGACGAUCUGUUCCAUCUGUUUGAUAAAUUCCCAACCCCGAUCCCAGACACGUCCACGCCCAUGAUUCCUCCCGUAGGUGUGCAGGCCGUGGCGCUCACGUCCGACUCGGUGCGGGUCAGCUGGGCCGAUAACUCCAUUCCCAAGAACCAGAAGACCUCGGAGGUGCGCUACUACUCCGUCAAGUGGAAGACCAGCCACUCCACCAGCGGCAAAUACAAGUCGGCUGAUACUACAGCUCUCAGUCACACCGUCACGGGUCUGAAGCCCAACACCAUGUACGAGUUCUCCGUCAUGGUGACUAAAGGACGCAAGUCCAGCACAUGGAGUAUGACGGCACACGCCACCACAUACGAAGCAGCGCCGAGCUCCGCCCCUAAGGACUUGACUGUGAUUGGCCGAGAAGGACGUCCACGAGCCAUUUUGAUUAGCUGGCAGCCGCCGCUAGAAGCUAACGGUCGAAUCACAGGUUAUAUCCUGUACUACACACUGGAUAAGAACAUGCCCAUCGACGACUGGGUGAUGGAGCCCAUCGGUGGAGACCGCCUCACACACCAGGUCAUGGACCUCAACCUGGACACCGUCUACUACUUCCGCAUCCAGGGCAAGAACGCUAAAGGAGUGGGGCCGCUGUCGGAGCCGGUGCAGUACAGGACGGCCAAAGUUGAGCAUCCUGACAAGAUGGCCAAUGAUCAAGGUCGCCAUGGAGACAGCGGUUACUGGCCUCCUGAUAAUAACCUGCUGGACAUGAGCAGUCUGAACGAGCCUCCGAUCGGUCAGAUGCGUCCUCCUCAUGGCAGCGUGACGCCGCAGAAGAACAGCAACCUGCUGGUGAUCAUCGUUGUUUCCAUAGGAGCCGUUACCGUGGUGGUGGUGGUGAUCGUCGCCCUGAUCUGCACCCGCCACUCGUCCGCCCAGCAGAGGAAGAAGCGUGCGACACACAGCGCAGGGAAGCGGAAGGGCAGCCAGAAAGACCUACGACCUCCUGACCUCUGGAUCCAUCAUGAGGAGAUGGAGCUGAAGAACAUAGAGAAGCCCUCGAGCUCCGCCCCCUCCGGCCGCGAGUCGCCCAAUCAGAGCGGCCAGGAGAUGGCACCAGUCAGCCACAGCCAAUCAGAGAGCCAGAUGGGCAGCAAGAGCAGCCACUCAGGUGCAGAUGGAGAUGAAGCUUCCAGCAGUAUUUCCACGUUAGAGCGAUCGUUAGCCGCACGCAGGGCCACGCGCACCAAGAUGAUGAUUCCCAUGGACUCUCAGCCCAGCAACACACCGGUGGUGAGUGCCAUCCCAGUUCCCACGCUGGACAGCAGUCAGUAUCCAGGCAUCCUGCCGUCACCCAGCUGUGGAUUCACCACACACCCCAAAUUCACCCUGAGACCCAUGCAGUUCUCCACACUGAGCGUCGACCGCAGUUACGCGGCCGCGAUGUCAGCGGAGGGCGCCGCUCCAGUAGCCCCGCAGCAGCUGAUUCCCACGGCGCAGUCGGAGCCGUCGGUCUCGGAGGAGAUUCCCAGCCGCACCAUCCCGACCGCCUGUGUGCGGCCCACACAUCCCCUGCGCAGCUUCACCAACCCUCUCCUGCCUCCACCCAUGUGCACCAUCGAGCCCAAGGUCUACACGCCAAUGACAGGUGGGAGUUUACCCAAACCGCAGGUGAAGACGGCUUCUCUGGGUCAGGCUGGGAAGGCUCGCUCUCCGUUACUGCCCGUGUCAGUGCCGACCGCUCCGGAGACGGCUGAAGACGGACAGCAAGCGGACGAACUGCCCAGCUUGGACGAUCUGAGCGUGGAGAUGGCCAGUCUGGAAGGUCUGAUGAAGCAGCUCAGUGCCAUCACGGGUUCGGCCUUUUAACACACACACACACACACACACACACACACACACAGACGCAGAGGAGCGAACGCCUGGAACGAGGAAACACAGACUCUCUUGUGUUCUGGUGAGAUCCACCUGAAGCCCUCGAACGGAAAUAUAAAAAGGGAAAAUGACUCCAAACCGAAUCUCUGCGCUGGAGAGGAAGCGUGUCUUUUCUAACACUGUUUGAGAUUUUAUACUGGUUUCUGAACACGGCCGUGUGAAUCCAUCCCACUGAACGCAGAUCCUUCGGGAUGAAGACUCUCGAGUAUCGUCCGAUGGGAUCAUUAGUGAUUCAUCUCCAACCCGAUUGAUCGGAGUGGCCAAAAUGCAAACCCUCUGACUUUUCAUCGACAUCUUGCCAAUCUAUUGCUGCCAAAAUCCCUGGAACACUCUUUACUAGGGAACUGUGUAUUCAUAGAAGGAGGUCGGACGCCGGACAAGCCCUCGGCUGGAUGAGAAAACACUGAUUUAGUUGCAGAUUUUCAUCUUAUUCGUCUUCACCUAUCUUUGUGAAUCUCUUUACCACACAAACGUCGUAUUGGUUUAUUAUUUCCCAGCGCUGUGCUCUUCGUUUCACAUCGUGUGUUUCCUGUCACCCACGUGUGCUGCCAAAAAUGAUUUUAUAGUAAAAAUAUCUAAAUGUUCUUAAAUCAAGAUGCAUUAACUUGAGAAGAAAAAUGCAGAGAUUUCUGAAAAAGGUAUAAAAAUGAAGUAAAUUUACACUUUUCACUUAAAAUUUUUCUGAACCCGUUGGCAGAUUUUUUUCCUUCUUUUUUUGGUUUUACUCAUAAAUUUACUUUAUUUUUACAAAAAUUUCUUAAAACUAGACUUAAUUUUGACACAUCAUAAGCUCUUUCAUUCAUCUCUUUACUAUUUGCGUUUAAAACCAUUUUAUAUUAGAGUUUUUAUGUGCCUAUACAUAUUUUCAUUCACUUUUUGGUCACUUUAUUUAUUUGCUGUGUUGCGAGAGAGAAGGAGGAUGAAAUGUGUCCCUAUAUUUGAUAUUUUUCUGUCGUUCAGAUGCUGUUUUUACAGAUGCAGCGAGCGAUUGAUGGACUGAUCGAUGGACUUGGGUUUCUACGAUAUAUUUAAUGUAUAAUUUCGAUCGUUUCUUUCACAGUAAAUUAUGAAGAGGAUGAGAUGAAUUGUAGAGCUUUUAUUUAACCCUUUAGGAGAAUAAAUGAUGAGGAAUUCUGGGACGGAUGUCACUGUGCUUUUGAAUGAAGAUAUCAUCAUUACACACAUUCAGCUGUCUGAAGUUUGUGUGUGUGUGUCGUGUUACAUGUGAUCGACAUCAUUCCUGAGAUCUGGAGACGUUUGGAUUCUCACACGUCUGAAAUCCAUCAGUAUUUUUCU